AUGAGGCUGCAGUUGGAGCAGGUCGCAGCCAGGAGUCGGGAGCUGCAGGGAAGAAAUGAAGCUGAUGCAGCGCCCCCUGCUGCUCUCCCAGACACAUCCAGCUCCGGCGUGGACAAACCGUCCACGUCUGCUUUGCAGGCAGACGUUUCGCGGUUGGAGGCGGCUCUGGUGGAUGUGAAGCGGGACGUGGACGGCCUGUCCGGGUGUCAGGACGGCUGCCAGAAGCUGGACACAAUCCAGCAGACGAUUUCAGAGCAGGUAUCGGGUCUGAUCCGGGAGGAGGUUCGGGCUCUGGUUUACGGGAACCAGCUGACCCAGGGCAGCGUCUCCGUCUUGCCAGAGUCCCUCCUGCAGUGGCUGUCGCAGCGGUUUGUGGGCGAGGCUGACCUGAAGGAGGCGCUGUCCUCUCUGGAGUCCAGCAUCCUGCAGAAACUCAGCAGGUGGCGGCGACAGCACAGUGGGGAGGAGACGGUCAUAGAGGAUGUACUGGACAUUCCUGGGAACGCUGUCACCAAGGAGGUGAGUGGGAAAGUCUCAGUUUUACCCUCACAUGGGAUGUUGGUACAUAUGACGGAAAAGAGAAGGUUCCAACCAGGACUGAAAUAG
Poecilia latipinna (sailfin molly) is the source of this 606-nucleotide messenger RNA. RefSeq lists its product as uncharacterized. The transcript has 5 exons. The coding region runs from base 1 to 606 and encodes 201 amino acids. Lineage: Eukaryota; Metazoa; Chordata; Actinopteri; Cyprinodontiformes; Poeciliidae. The record is from RefSeq and is a predicted model, not a curated record.